Acanthosepion pharaonis is the source of this 921-nucleotide messenger RNA. The record is from the annotation of a GenBank genome assembly. NCBI's taxonomy places the organism in Eukaryota, Metazoa, Mollusca, Cephalopoda, Sepiida, Sepiidae.
AUGUGUCGUUCUCUCUCUCCGCGCAGCAACAGACCGAGGUUGGUACGCGCCGGCGUCGGUUUUACUGAUGUCAUAUCAUCACGUCGACUUCUCACUGUUUACACAUCACCCUCCAACGUUGACUGCGGCCAGCAGGACACUCAUUUCUACCUGCCUCGACACUCCGUAUUUUCGCGCUUACUCAACUUCAUUCUGCUAUACACAUCACAGCCGGGGUAUGUCGGAAUGGUUUGGAGCAGCCCUGCUAUUCAGGCCGCAUUACUGCACAAUAAUGGUCCUGUGAUUUCUGGGAACUCUUCUGGUAUAGCUAAACAAGCCUCAGAUGCCAACGGUACCGGAAUGACUUCAUUCGGAUUUAACGCCCCAUUCUCAGUGGCCGGAUGUUCGUCUUGGCAGCCAGUCAACCACGUCCUGUUUCAGUUGGCAAACGCUGCCCUCGGCAUUGGACUGAUGGCUCCCGAUGGAACAUAUGGUGUUCUUUUCCUGCAUAGCACUUUCCUUCUCGGUAAGGAAUUAUCCCUUUCAUUACUUCCCUUUACUUCUCCGCUGACAAAUUUUACCAAAACUGUUCAUUAUCUAUCUAUCUAUCUAUCUAUCUAUCUAUCUAUCUAUCUAUCUAUCUAUCUAUCUAUCUAUCUAAGAUCUAAGACUAUUCAUCUAUCUAUCUAUCUAUCUAUCUAUCUAUCUAUCUAUCUAUCUAUCUAUCUAUCUAAGACUGUUCAUUAUCUAUCUAUCUAUCUAUCUAUCUAUCUAUCUAUCUAUCUAUCUAUCUAUCUAUCUAUCUAUCUAUCUAUCUGGCUCAUUAGAGAAGAAAAGUUCUCCUUUUUUGUUUGUUUGUCUGUCUGUCUGUCUGUCUGUCUGUCUCUCUCUCUCUCUCUCUCUCUCUCUCUCUCUCUCUAUCUAUCUAUCUAUCUAUACUAG